Molecule: messenger RNA, 1032 nt
Organism: Vitis riparia (riverbank grape)
Lineage: Eukaryota; Viridiplantae; Streptophyta; Magnoliopsida; Vitales; Vitaceae
Product: GTP-binding nuclear protein Ran-3
Exons: 8
Coding region: 100-765 (221 amino acids)
Biological process (GO): protein import into nucleus; ribosomal subunit export from nucleus
Cellular component (GO): cytoplasm; nucleus
Molecular function (GO): GTP binding; GTPase activity
Source: RefSeq, a predicted model, not a curated record
CUAGACGCUAAAACCCUCUUAUAGAAACCCUCGCGUUCGUGUUUGUCUCCCUCUUUCUCCUCACACUCUCUCUGCGGACGCAUUUUCACAGGGGAAAAUAUGGCUUUGCCUAAUCAGCAGACUGUUGACUACCCAAGUUUCAAGCUUGUAAUCGUCGGGGAUGGUGGAACAGGGAAAACAACAUUUGUUAAAAGACAUCUUACAGGCGAGUUUGAGAAAAAAUAUGAACCAACCAUUGGUGUGGAAGUUCAUCCGCUGGAUUUCUUCACAAACUGUGGUAAGAUUAGAUUCUAUUGCUGGGACACUGCUGGGCAGGAGAAGUUUGGUGGUCUUAGAGAUGGAUAUUACAUCCAUGGGCAAUGUGCCAUUAUCAUGUUUGAUGUUACUGCUCGCUUGACAUACAAGAAUGUUCCAACAUGGCACCGUGAUCUUUGCCGGGUUUGUGAAAAUAUCCCCAUUGUGCUUUGUGGGAACAAGGUUGAUGUCAAGAACAGGCAGGUGAAGGCAAAGCAGGUUACUUUCCACCGGAAGAAGAAUUUGCAGUAUUAUGAGAUAUCAGCUAAGAGCAAUUAUAAUUUUGAGAAGCCUUUUCUCUACCUCGCCAGGAAACUUGCUGGGGAUCCUAAUUUGCAUUUUGUCGAGUCUCCUGCUCUAGCUCCUCCGGAAGUUCACAUCGACUUGGCUGCACAGCAACAGCAUGAGGCUGAACUUGCUGCAGCUGCUAGUCAACCCCUUCCAGAUGACGAUGAUGAUGCGUUUGAAUAGAUGGAGGGUUGUUCCCUGUUGUCCAAUGUCUUCCCAAUUUUUCUCCCAUACAUUUAGGACUUGGUAGUUUUUUUCCCCUUUUUUUGGGCUUUUUUUGUUUCUCCCUAUAUUUUUCUCUUGUGGUGAGAUUUGAGGCGGGUGGGGUUUUUUCAUUUUUGGUUUGGUACUGUGAGAUUUACGCUGGUGUUUUGUGUAUGACAAAGAUUACAUAUUUGAAAUUAUGUGGACUUGCGACUGCCCCUUUUCCUUUCUAUAUAUAUCUUCGCA